Molecule: messenger RNA, 2270 nt
Organism: Belonocnema kinseyi
Lineage: Eukaryota; Metazoa; Arthropoda; Insecta; Hymenoptera; Cynipidae
Product: glycoprotein 3-alpha-L-fucosyltransferase A-like
Exons: 8
Coding region: 170-1723 (517 amino acids)
Cellular component (GO): membrane
Molecular function (GO): alpha-(1->3)-fucosyltransferase activity
Source: RefSeq, a predicted model, not a curated record
AACAAACAACGCAUUCUAUAAAACAAAUCAUUACCAUUUACUGGGACGCGGAACGAUCCUGCAAGAAUAGAUGGCCAAGUGGUGUCCGAGAUUAGGCGGAACCCCCCGAGGGGUCUCGUUGUCCCACACGAUCGCAUCUACCAUCGUCAGACUGUGCUAACUUGCGCUUAUGAUAGCCAGAGUGGAAAUUAGUGUUUGUCAACCAGGUUUCAGGAUCUCACUCUCUCUCUCUCUCUCUCUCGUCGCCGUGCUUCCCGGCCCAUUCGCCGCAAUGCCGACUCGUCUAAGGUCUACCUAUCACACCAUGGGUAUCGGGUCUCAUCUUUCUAUUAGUCGAAUGUCGACAAUGAUGACUGACACACUGGGCUAUAGCAGAUUUGCCAGGUUGUCAUUAAAACUAUGUUUUCUAUGCGUUUUUUGCUUUACGGGAACGUUGUUGGUGAUUAUGAAUGUUUUGCAAAAAGAAAUUUGGCACAAUGUCCGUCCAGAUGCCGGACAAAUACAGUCCAACCGAGUAGUAGAUGGCUCCCAGGUGCUAAAUGCAAAUGUUGUGGCGAACGGGGCGGAAAGUUUUCUGGAAUCUACCGACCUUUCGAAAAGACCUUGGUACAUGAAAGGUGGAAAGAGACAACCUCAACCGGCUAUGAUAUCUCGACAUAGUGGAAGACGAUUAGCACGUAUUUGGCCCGAUGAAGAUCCCAAUGAUGAUAGGCUUUUAAAUCAGCUGAUGUUUGUACCUCCACACUACCACAAAAUGAAUCCUGAAAUACCCUUAAAGAAAGUUUUUGUUCCCAUAGAGAUGAAUGAGGGCAAAGUUGGUCAAGAUAUUUUUAUAAAGGAGGGUUGCCCCGUUAGGUCAUGUACAAUAAUUCGUGAUAAUCCUGCUGAUGCUGACUUACGUUUAUUCCCAGCCUACGUGGAUCCAGAGGAACAAAGACCUGCCAAUCAGGUAUGGUUGAUCUACAUUUUGGAAUCUCCCUAUCAUUCGUCGAGUCUCGAAAAUGUGGUAGUGAAUUGGACUGCAACAUAUCGUCGAGAUAGUGACAUAGUAGCGCCAUACAACAGGUGGCUCAAUUUCGAUCCUAGAGUUACUCAGAUCCAACAGACUAUUAAUUAUGCUGCGAAUAAGACGAGAAAGGUUGCCUGGUUCGUUUCUAAUUGCUAUCCUCAGAACCAGAGGAUGCAGUAUGCCGAAGAAUUAUCAAAGUAUAUCCAAGUCGAUAUUUAUGGUAUAUGUGGCAACUUAAGUUGUCCACGAUCUGAAGCUCAAGCUUGCUUCGACAUGCUGGAUGCUGAUUACAAAUUCUACCUCGCGUUUGAAAAUUCAAAUUGUCGGGACUACAUAACAGAGAAGUUCUUUCAUAAUGGACUUGGACACAACGUUCUUCCGAUAGCUAUGGGGGCACAUCCAACAGACUAUGUUAAAAUAGCACCAUAUAGAUCCUACAUUCAUGUGGAAGAGUUUCAGUCGCCCAAAGAGCUCGCCGAGUACCUCCAUCAACUGGACGAGGACGACGAGCUUUACAACUCCUACUUUAAGUGGAAAGGCACUGGGGAAUUUGUAAAUACCUACUUUUGGUGUCGAUUAUGCGCAAUGCUGCACGAUGAUAGUCCACCUAGGUAUUAUAAGAAUUUGCACGAAUGGUGGGAUGGCGAUGGUGUGUGUAUUCGUGAUUCAUGGCGUGAAUACGACGCUACAGCAAGCGAUCUCAAAAACGGUUAAACCACAUUUAACAGUCAAUAGAAUUUACAAUUACAAAGAAAAAAAAAUUAACAAGGGUCGUGAAUUAAAGAAAAGAUCAAAGCUACUACAGCAGACCCUAACAAAGCGCUUCUAUAGCAAGCAGCUUUAUCGCCAAGUGCCUCCAUUACUUUCAAAUUCUGUGAGCGCCUUUAUCGUGACAUUAGAUGCGCGUACGCGAGAAGAUAUUUCAAAAUGCGGCCAGUGCAUCUCAGAGAUCUUUCUCGCCAAACCCAAGAGGCAUGACUUAACCAAGCGAUCGCUUGGUAAAGACCUCGGUCGUAAGCUCCGGCGGUUUUGUGAUAGUCUACUGAACCGUAAAAUGGGGCUAAGCGGAACGUAGAGGGAAAACAGACUCAUCUGAAAGUUUUUUUUAUAAUUAAUUAGCGUUUUCUUUAAAUAAUUAAUCUUAUUGUUAGCGAUUCUUUACUAUUUCACAAAUUGUUAUUCUUUAUUUGAAAUCUUGUUUCAGUGAAUUUUUGUUGGUUAGAAAAGAACACAUUUUCUGGCAAUAAAUCUUAGUAACUCA